Lactuca sativa (garden lettuce) is the source of this 1284-nucleotide messenger RNA. Lineage: Eukaryota; Viridiplantae; Streptophyta; Magnoliopsida; Asterales; Asteraceae. The record is from RefSeq and is a predicted model, not a curated record.
AUGGCCGAUUUAAUCGACGAUGUGAUAUGGGAGUCGAGAGAAAAUGAUACCAACCUCGAUGAAGGAACCUCGAAUACAAGGGGUAGCGGUGUGGAUGAUGAUUUUGCACAGUUGUUGGAAGAAAUGGAAACCCAAUUGUAUACUGGUUGCAUCUUUUCUUCCCUUGAGUUUCUAGCAAAGUUAAUGCAUAUCAAGGUGAACAACAAAUGGACUGAUAGUUCAUUUGAUCAACUCCUUGAGCUCUUGCAAUUAGCAUUUCCCAAAGGCAACAAGGUUCCCCUUUCACAUUAUCUAGCCAAAAAGAAAUUGAAGUCUAUUGGCCUGGGGUAUGAGUCGAUACAUGUGUGCAAAAACGAUUGUUGUCUCUUUUGGAAAGAACAUGAUUCAUUGCAAGUUUGUCCCGUUUGUAAAGAGAGCCGAUGGAUCGAUAAAAACACCAAGGGUAAGAAAGUACCUCAUAAGGUGUUACGGUACUUUCCUGUGACCCCUAGACUACGACGUUUAUAUUGUUCGAGGCACACUGCCAAAAAUAUGAUUUGGCAUAGUACCAGACGUUCAGAAGAUGGUGUGAUGAUUCAUCCUGUUGAUGGGGAACAUUGGCAAGAUUUUGAUAAAAAAUACCCCGACUUCUCGAGUGAACCCCGUAACAUACGCCUAGGUCUUUCAGCUGACGGUUUCAAUCCAUUUGGAAACAUGUGUAAUCCACAUAGCACAUGGCCGGUCAUACUCACCACAUACAAUCUGCCACCCUGGCUUUGUAUGAAAGAGUCAUCAUUCAUGUUGACUUUGUUGAUUCUAGGACCGAAAGCUCCAGGCGUACGUAUUAAAGAUGUGGCGACAAACACAUUCUUCACGAUGAGAGCUAUGUUGUUGUGGACAAUAAAUGAUUGGCCAGCUCGUAGUAGUUUAUCAGGUUGGAGUGGGCAAGGGUAUAGAGCAUGUGCUACUUGCAAUGAAGACACUCCUUCGUACCGUGCAACAAACAAAGUCGUAUAUAUCGGUCAUCGUCGUUUCCUGGAUGCUAAUGAUCCAUUAAGAAAGAGGUUGGACUUUAACGGGAUGGAAGAGACAAGACCCGCUCCGAGACACUUUAGUAAUGAUGACAUACAAGAGCAACUAGGUCGUCUACUAACUCGUAAAUCGGGUAAACAUCCUGAGCAUGGAGGCGGGGAGCCAAAGCGGCAAGAUUAUGAGUUGAACUGGUCGAAACGAAGCAUUUUCUUCGAACUCGAGUAUUGGUCUUCUCUACAGUUGAAACACAGCAUAGAUGUCAUGCAUGUCUAG